AUGAGUUAUCAGUCAUAUCUCAAAUCCACCGCAGCUUUUGCCAACAACAAAACUCCACCGUCAGGCGCAAUCCAUCGAAAACCUCCUCCGGGUUCAGCGCCGUCCACCGCACUCUCUAGCUCAUCGAUUCAUACCACUCUGACAGGCAAUGCUCCCUUAACCUUGACCACCAAUCCUCCAUUCUCGCCUGCCUCAUCCACCAGCUCCCCAGCAAAUCUCUCUGGCCCCAAAAUACCACCCACAUCCGGCUUAAACAUUCCUCGUACCUACGAGCCAACUCGAACAUCCCUGACCAAAGAACAAAUUGACGCUGCGUUGAAAGCAUGUCUGGAUCUACAAAACAAUGCUACGGCAUUGCACGAAAAGCGGCCUUUUGCAGCCUUGCUUCUAGGGCCUGACAAUACUACUGUCCUGCUUACACACUUCUCCAUCUCUCAUGUUCAGCACGCAGAGACUGAGCUCGCCCGACUGGCUACAAUCCACUUCUCACAGAAAUACCUUGCCUCAUGCACACUUGUGUCGACUUGGGAACCAUGCGCCAUGUGUACGGGGACAUUGUACUGGAGCAAUAUUGGACGCCUGGUCUACGCUGCGGGCGAGGAGAAGCUGAAAGACUUGACAGGAGGAAACAACCAGGAAAACAUGACCAUGUCACUGCCCUGUCGGGAUGUACUCAAGGCGGGUCAGAAGGGUGUGGAAGUCAUUGGACCUGUCAAAGAUUGGGAAGAGAGGGUUGUCGAAGAGAGCGGGAAAUGGUGGAAAGAACAUCAGUCAAAUGAUAAUGCGAGGAGAGUGAGAGAAGGCAGUGUAAACGGAAGCGAGAAGCCGGGGAGCCUAUCAAGUAUGCGUCACGGCACACCAACCACCUGGACAGGAGAAGACACUGUUCUCAGCAGCAUCGAUGACGAGGGCGAAUACAAAGCGGAGCUUGAUAUUGACUGGAUGAGGUAG
Molecule: messenger RNA, 951 nt
Organism: Cladophialophora immunda
Lineage: Eukaryota; Fungi; Ascomycota; Eurotiomycetes; Chaetothyriales; Herpotrichiellaceae
Exons: 1
Coding region: 1-951 (316 amino acids)
Biological process (GO): purine nucleoside catabolic process
Molecular function (GO): guanosine deaminase activity
Source: RefSeq, a predicted model, not a curated record